Procambarus clarkii (red swamp crayfish) is the source of this 4940-nucleotide messenger RNA. RefSeq lists its product as uncharacterized. The record is from RefSeq and is a predicted model, not a curated record. Gene Ontology annotation, cellular component: ribonucleoprotein complex. Gene Ontology annotation, molecular function: RNA binding. NCBI's taxonomy places the organism in Eukaryota, Metazoa, Arthropoda, Malacostraca, Decapoda, Cambaridae.
GUAGAGUUGCAGCGAGAGAAUGGUCGCCUGGGACACUGAACCUCGUGCUAGGAGAAUUUAGUGGAAUAUACCCCUUAACACCAAACUUUAGCUGUGAGGAGUGAAAUCAACAAAUAGCUUGUGAAGCAGUGGUCCUGAUUCCGAUUAAUCGUCCCAUCACCGGUCCUCGGGUGACAAUCCAAAAUACAUCUGAAAUGUGCAUAUCUUCUAUGCACAAUGUAGCAUAUGCACUGUGGUUCACUUACUCUAAUUCAUUACAAGAUCCCACUCGCAGACAAUGCAGAUUUCUUGUUGAGGUUGCAGGAGUGGACACGUACACAGUUUCUUGGCUUUAAGGUGGAGCACCCCAGCCACCAUGAGUGUGAUUAUCCGGUUGCAGAAUCUGCCGUGGUCGGCCAAUGCCCUUGACAUUCGUGAAUUCUUCAAGGGUCUCUCCAUUCCCGAGGGUGGUGUACACAUCGUCGGCGGAGAACUUGGCGAUGCCUUCAUUGCGUUUAGCACGGAUGAGGAUGCAAGAUUGGCCAUGCAGAAAACAGGAUCCAGCUUGAAGGGAAUUCAGGUGACCCUGCUGUUGUCUUCACGAACAGAGAUGCAAAAGGUUAUUGAAGCUGCCCGUCAGCAGGCCAUGGCACUCCAAGGAUACAUGGCACCCACAGUUAUCCCAACACAGGCACAACCCCCUCCAGUUCCUACAGUUCCUCAGCUGCCACAGGCUCCUGCACCUACUUUGCAACACCAACAGCUUCCUGGACAUCCACCAUUUCAAGCACAUACACAAGUUGAAGCACAACAACAAAUGGCCCCCCAUAUUACUUCACAUAUUAACUCUCCUCCAAAUCAACCAAACUUGCAGCAAGCACCACCUAUGACAAUGCCCCCCUCUACUCUCCCUCCUCGCACUCCUUCACAAAAUCCAUCCCAUACCCCCUCCCACAUUCCAAGCCCAACUACAUCUAGUGGUCCCCAUAAUUCUCAUGCUGCUAACGACUCACAAGCUGCUGUUCAUUCCAAUUUAUCUGCAAAUAACACUGAAAGAAAGGAAGAGAAAAAGUCAUCAUCAACUUCAUCAUCCAAGAGGGAUACCAAAGGACGUGAUAGUAGGAGACGUAGAACAAAGUCACGCAGCAGAACACGUUCAAGGUCCCGUGAUAGAGAUCGUCGUCGACGCCACAGAACCAGAUCGAGGUCUCGCAGUCGUGAUCGUAGUGGCCGUAGUCGUAGACGUACUAGAAGCCGGGAGCGUGACCGUGGCAGAGAUAGAAAUCGUGACCGUGACCGUGACAAGGAGCGUAAUAUCCGUGUUGGACGUGACCGCAGUGACAGAUUUAGUCAAGAAAAUAACGAGAGUGUGUCUGCUCCACUCGAACCACCUAGCAGAGAUAUUACCAGUAGUGGUGCAGAAGGAAUACCAGGCCUGGGUGAUAUUCCUAGUGCCAGUAUGAGAGGACCUUUACCAAGUCUCUCAGAGCCCAUCAAAAACUCUCCCAUCCAAACUCCAUCACCUGCCCCAACCCCAGCAUAUAGCUCAGCACAAUCAUUUAAUCCUGUGCCAUCAUACAAUACAGCACCACCACCAUUCAGCUCUAUACUACCAUUUAGUAUUGGAAAUAUGAGUAUUCCUCCUCCCUCCAUACCUAUGUCAAGUAUGUCAAAUACUUUCAAUGAACCAAUGGACACAGAGCCUGCGGAUGACCAUCCAAUUAUUGUAGAAGGCCCUGGAAGUUAUAUAGAUUCCAGACAGAUGCCUGGAAAGUCAGGUAUUCAGAGAAAUGAAGGUAUGGGUGGACUCUUGAGAGGCCCUGGGGAUGGGUUACCAAGAUCUGACAUUAAAGGUCUGUUAGGUGAUGGUCCAGGUGAAUUGCCUUAUGGAGGCAAUGGCAGGGGAAUGUCUCACAGGAACAAUGAGAGCUUUGGAUUCCUUGGGCAUUCAAGGAAUCGCCCACCUCCAAAUGAACCAGAAAAUGAGUACAACAUAGAUCAGUUUGAUCGAGUCCGACCUGAACCUUCUCAAAGAGGGUGGGAUUCCAAGGAAGGGAAAGAUACAAUGAGCAGUAGCAAACAAAAAGAAUUUAGAGAUGAUAAGGAGUCCAGAGAUCGAAGUAGUUUUAGGUCAGAAAUGGAUACAAGAGAAAAUAGAAGUGCUAGAGAAGAAAGACCUCCAAAGGAUCUGAAAGAAGCCCAUGAAGGUUCCCAUGAUGACACAGAGAGACUAGGAGGUUGGGAAUCUCGAAGUAAACGGGACCCUCAUGACCGUGGGACUCGUUGGGAAGCUGUUGAUAGGCGUGAUGAUACUGAUGAAUCAUCUAGCUGGAGCACACGGGGUAGGCGUGAAGGUUGGAAUGGGCGGGAAGAAGAAAAUUGGACAGGUAGGAACAGUGGAGAUAAGCAUGAAAAUUGGAAUGAAAAAGAUAAUUGGAAGCAUGAUCCUCAUAACUGGGAUGAAGAAGGUUAUUAUCACCGAGAUCAAGAUAGACAUGGUGAAGAACAUGAACGUUAUAGUGAUGCAUACAGCUAUCGAGGUUAUCGAAGUAGAGUACCACGUGGCAUGGAAAGAGGACGUAUUAGCCGAGGUGGACGAGGCUUUAAUCCACGCUUUAGUGGAUAUCAAGAGGAAAGUCAUGAAGAUGGUUAUAGCUAUCGUGGAGGAUAUAGAGGACGUGGGAGCUACCGUGCUAGAGGUGGUACCUAUAACUAUAGAGAAGGCAGCUCAGAAUGGGGAGAAGAAAGUACAUGUUGUGUAGAAAUUCGCAAUACACCUGUAAAUGCAUCUUACCGUUCUGUGCGUGACCUUUUCCAUGGUAUCUUUGUUCCAAAAACAGGCAUUAAACUUUUAGUUGAUGAACAAGGAAAUCGAAAAGAUGUUGCACUCUUGCAGUUUUCGCAACCUCGAGAUGCAAUAAGGGCUCUUAGAUUUUCUGGUAAUUACAUAUUUGAUAAUAAAGUUGAAGUUGUUCUUAUUUCUGAGUCCAAAUAUGAGACUGCAAUGGAUGUUAAUAAAAUGAAAGGGAGCAAAUCACAUCCCAGUAAUAGACCUCCAGGUUCAUCUGAAGAAAAACAAUCAUGGACAAACAGCACAUGUGUAUGUGUAUCAGGCCUCCCAGUGGGAUGUACUGAUCAUGAUGUUGGUCAAAUGUUUAAUAAUUUUAAAAUUGAAGACAUUGUCUUGGAAAGAGAGAAGGGAACCCGUCACCCAUCUGGCCGUUGUUUUGUGCGGCUAAACACACCAGAAGAAGCACAACAAGCUGUUGAAAGCUUGGCUGAUGCUUCUAUUGAUGGAAACCCUAUUACUGUUGAAAUAUGUCCAAAUGAUGCAAUGAUACCUGCUGUUAGAGACAGAGACUUGAUUCAAAUUCAAAGUGGCAGUCAGUCUGGGAAAUCUCAGCCAGGCCAAACUGUGCCUCAAAAGAAUAAUUCUAAACAAGAUGAAAAAAAGGUAGAAGAAAAUAAAACAGAGAACCAAAAUGGUGACGAAUCCCAAACAAAGCACCUUCCAAUGGGUGCUGACCUACUUACAGAUUCUGUAGUAAUGAAAGGAGUACCUAAGGAAGCAACAGAACCAAAUAUUCGAGACUUUUUCAGUGAUGAGGGGCUAGUACCAGAACGUGUUCAUUUUUGUGAUGCAAACUCUAAUGGAUCACAUGACGUGUAUGUUAUGUUUCCGUUGAUUGAUGAUGCACGGCGUGCUGUGGGCAAAAGCCAACAGCAACUUUGCAAAGUUAAGGUGGGAGUAGAAAUGAUAGCAAAACCUUUAGUUAUGAAUGCAAUGGGUCUCACAUUUGAUCCUCUUGAACUGAUAAGAAAAGGACAAAAAUCUGGUGCACCUACAGUUGCAGGAAAAUCAGAAAAGAGUACAGAAAAUGUAAGUGUUGAUAAAAAUCAACCAGCACAACCAAAAGAAAUUAUUGAAUCUUCAAAAGAAGAAGAGCAGCAAGAUACCCAAAAUGAAUCAUUGUGUGAUUCUGUAUCGGUUCGAGACCAAAUAAAAGAACAUCCAAAUAGUAUAGAGCAGCGAAGCUCAAAUUCUUUCUCUAGUCCAGGAGGAAUGAUUCCAGGGCCUUACAGAGGUGGACUCAUUGGACAUUUUCCAGGUGGACCACGAGGUUUUCGACCCCGCGGAGAAAUGCGAGGGAUGAGCAGAAUGCCACCAGGUAUAUCAGGACCUCGAGGACCAAAUGAUGGAUCCUUCAGCAGAAUGCGAGGCUCAUUGUCACUCUUGAGGGAUCCUAUAGAUAAAUCAAUUGAAGAAACUAUGGGUUCAGCCAUUCCUCCAGAAAAUUUUGGUAAACCAGGAUGUGUAGUGGCACUAAGCAAUGUUCCAUAUCGUGCUUCAACUGAUGAUAUCCUUGAGUUUUUCAUAGAUUUUUCAGCAUUGAGACCAGAAAAUAUUAUCAGGCGAUACAAUGAAUUUAACCAGCCUACUGCUGAUGCUCGUGUUGCCUUUCCCACCCCUCAGGAGGCUCAGCGGGCCGUGCAGUCCCUCAACAAAAAGUACAUGAGCAGCAGACAAGUAUUCCUGGCUCUUGUGACUGAGUGAAUCCUAAGUCAUUCAGACUUAAUGUAUAAUACUGUAUCUCUGUUUCCUGUGUUAAAGUCAUAAGAUCUAUGAAAAUGCUGUUGCUACUCAAUUUUUUAUUAAUAAAUUGAAGUUUAGUUAAGUUUAAUACCGUGCUGUAUAUUAUUACAGUAUGACGCACUGCAAUAUAUUUUGUACCUUUUUUUUUAAUAUUGAUUGGAAUGCACACCAGUACCUGUGGAAUUAUACAAACAGCUUAGUCGUAUGAGACAAGUUGGCAAGAGACACAAACAUCAUUAUGUACAUAGGUUAGUAUAAGUUUAAAUUCUUCUUGAGUAAUUCAGGAAUUAUAAUUUGAAAAAUAUUGAUAAGUAUUAUUAUAAUAUUUGUAUAUAAAGUAGAAUAAAGUACUUUCUUAAAAUGUGAA